CUGCACUACAGGACCCUCCUGGGCAGCAGAGCUUGUGCCCACAUGGCAGCAGCUGCCUGGGGCAGUGCCUUUCUCAAUGCUCUGCUGCACACAGCCAAUACAUUUUCCCUGCCCCUGUGCCAUGGCAAUGCCCUGGGCCAAUUCUUCUGUGAAAUCCCACAGAUCCUCAAGCUCUCCUGCUCACAAUCAAACCUCAGGGAACUUGGGCUCAUUGUAGUUAGCCUUUGUUUAUCAUUUGGCUGUUUUGUGUUCAUUGUUUUCUCUUACGUGCAGAUCUUCAGGGCUGUGCUGAGGAUCCCCUCUGAGCAGGGACGGCACAAAGCUUUUUCCACCUGCCUCCCUCACCUGGCUGUGGUGUCCUUGUUUAUCAGCACUGGCACAUUUGCUCACCUGAAGCCCCCCUCCAUUUCCUCCCCAUCACUUGAUAUAUCAGUGUCAGUUCUGUACUCAGUGGUGCCUCCAAGUAAGCUGCUGUGGGCACGAGCCAUUGGCCAGAUGGACGCAGCCAAGCACUUUGAGAACACGGGCAGGCGCAAUGUCACAGCACUAAAGGGACUCGAGGUUGGCAAUUUGGCUGCUGUGCAGAGGAUCGGAGCCAACCCUCGAGGAGCGGAGAAGCUGGUUGAAAGUAUCCUCACUGCCCUGGGGAGAGGGAAAGGUUACUGGAGCUCCGGUCGUAGAUGA
This is a messenger RNA of Melospiza melodia melodia, 684 nucleotides long. RefSeq names its product olfactory receptor 14J1-like. NCBI's taxonomy places the organism in Eukaryota, Metazoa, Chordata, Aves, Passeriformes, Passerellidae. Gene Ontology annotation, biological process: G protein-coupled receptor signaling pathway. The transcript is spliced from 3 exons. The annotation marks the transcript as partial. The record is from RefSeq and is a predicted model, not a curated record. Gene Ontology annotation, molecular function: olfactory receptor activity; odorant binding. Gene Ontology annotation, cellular component: membrane.